CCGCCAUCUUCGCUGGCUGCGCGCUGCGGUGAAGGCGGCUCCUGCUGGGCGGCAGCAGCGGCGGAGGAGAAACUGAAAACAAAUUCAACGGCGACGACAUCUGACGACGUAAAUUUAGAGCGGGGAGGAGGAGGAGGGGGGGGCGGAGUCGCUGAAGCGGAGGGUCAAAAAGGGGGGUCGGUCGCCACGACGGAGGCGGCGUCGUUUCUGAGGAGAGGAGCAGCAGGAGGAGAAGCGCGCCAACUCGCGAAAUGCCGGCCGUGUCCAAGGGCGAUGGCAUGCGCGGCCUCGCCGUCUUCAUCUCGGACAUCCGCAACUGCAAAAGCAAAGAAGCCGAGAUCAAGAGGAUUAAUAAGGAGCUUGCUAAUAUUCGCUCCAAAUUCAAAGGUGACAAGGCGUUGGAUGGAUACAGCAAGAAGAAGUAUGUGUGCAAGCUGCUGUUUAUUUUUCUUCUGGGCCAUGACAUUGACUUCGGGCACAUGGAGGCUGUCAAUCUGCUCAGCUCCAACAAAUACACUGAAAAACAGAUUGGCUACCUGUUCAUCUCGGUGCUUGUCAACUCCAACAGCGAGCUGAUCAGGCUCAUCAGCAAUGCCAUCCGCAACGACCUGUCGAGCCGCAACCCCAUCUUCAUCAACCUUGCCCUGCACUGCAUCGCCAAUGUGGGCAGUCGGGAGAUGGCCGAGGCGCUGGCGUCUGAGGUCCCGAAGCUCCUCAUCGCUUCAGACACAAUGGACAGCGUGAAGCAGAGCGCCGCACUGUGCUUGCUGCGGCUUUACCGCACCUCGCCGGACGUGAUCCCCGUGGGAGACUGGACAUCGCGGGUUAUCCACCUGUUAAACGACCAACACAUGGGGGUGGUGACUGCAGCCACGAGUCUCAUAACAGCGCUGGCCCAGAAGAACCCGGAGGAGUACAAGGGCAGCGUCUCGCUCGCCGUCUCGCGACUCAGCAGGAUCGUGACAUCCUCUUACACAGAUCUGCAGGACUACACGUACUAUUUUGUGCCAGCGCCGUGGCUCUCUGUGAAGCUUCUGCGCCUGCUGCAGUGCUACCCACCACCCGAGGACCCGGCAGUGCGCGGGCGUCUGAGCGAGUGCCUGGAGAACAUCCUCAACAAGGCGCAGGAGCCGCCGAAGUCGAAGAAAGUGCAGCACUCAAAUGCCAAGAACGCCGUGCUCUUUGAGGCCAUCAACCUCAUCAUUCAUCACGACAGCGAACCAAAUUUGCUGGUGCGCGCCUGCAACCAACUGGGCCAGUUCCUCCAGCACCGCGAGACGAACCUGCGCUACUUGGCCCUGGAGAGCAUGUGCCUGCUGGCAUCGUCGGAGUUCUCGCACGAGGCGGUCAAGAAGCACCAGGAAACCGUCAUCAAUGCCCUCAAGACCGAGAGGGAUGUGAGCGUCCGCCAGCGAGCCGUGGACCUGCUCUACGCCAUGUGCGACCGUAGCAAUGCACAGGAGAUCACCUCCGAAAUGCUCAACUACCUGGAGACAGCCGACUACUCGAUCCGGGAGGAGAUGGUGCUGAAGGUGGCGAUCUUGGCGGAGCGGUACGCGGUGGAUUACACGUGGUACGUGGACACCAUACUCAACCUCAUCCGCAUCGCAGGCGACUACGUGAGCGAAGAAGUGUGGUACCGCGUCAUCCAGAUCGUCACGAACCGCGACGACGUGCAGGGCUACGCUGCCAAGACCGUCUUUGAGGCACUGCAGGCCCCAGCAUGCCAUGAAAACAUGGUCAAGGUGGGCGGUUACAUCUUGGGAGAAUUCGGAAAUCUCAUCGCUGGAGACCCUCGCUCCAGCCCCCUCGUGCAGUUCAACCUGCUGCACUCCAAGUUCCACCUGUGCAGCGUAUCGACGCGCGCGCUGCUGCUCAGCACGUACAUCAAGUUCGUGAACCUCUUCCCCGAGAUCAAGCCCACCAUCCAGGAGGUGCUGCGCUCGGGGAAUCAGCUCCGCAACGCCGACGCCGAACUGCAGCAGCGAGCGGUCGAGUACCUCAAGCUGAGCACCGUCGCCACCACCGACGUGCUGGCCACGGUGCUGGAGGAGAUGCCACCGUUUCCAGAGCGCGAGUCGUCCAUCCUGGCCAAGCUCAAGAAGAAGAAAGGCCCGUCCACCGUCACAGACCUGGAAGACGGCAAGAAGACCGGCCCUGGUGGAGAACUCAACGGAGGAUCUGAACCCAUCGCACUCAAAGCCAGCGCCCUUUCCACCCCGUCCCCGUCCGCGUCUGCUGACCUGCUGGGCCUCGGCGCCCCCACCGCGGCGGCCGCGGUGGCCGCAGUCGCGGCGGGCUCCGUGCCGUCGCCGGGAGGGCCGGGGCCCAGCGGCACGGUGGUGGGGCCGCCCGGCGGAGGUGGCGGGGGGGGAGGAGGAGGAGGGCUGCUCGUCGACGUCUUCUCCGACAUUGGCACCGCCGCUGCGUUGCCUUCCAUCUCCUCCGAUGAAUACUUUGCCAACCAGCGCACUCUCUCCCCGCCCGUCUCACUCUCUGAUGACAGCGCCCUGCAUGGCGCCGAUGAGCUCUUUAACAAGUUUGUGUGCAAGAACAAUGGGGUUUUGUUUGAAAAUCAGCUGCUACAGAUCGGAGUCAAGUCUGAAUACAGACAGAAUCUAGGCCGCGUCUGCCUGUUCUACGGCAACAAGACGUCCGUUCAGUUCCAGAGCUUCUCGCCCACCGUCGCGUGCCCCGGAGAGCUGAAAAACCAGCUGGCGGUGGAGGCUCGCACAGUGGAGCCGCUGAUCGACGGUGGGGCCCAGGUCCAGCAGAUGAUCAAUGUCGAGUGCUUGGACGACUUCAGCGACGCACCUCUCCUUACCAUCCAGUUCCGCUAUGGGGGCUCCAUGCAAAGCAUCACGAUGCAGCUCCCCGUCGUUCUCAACAAGUUCUUUCAGCCGACUGAGAUGGCCUCGCAGGACUUCUUCGCACGCUGGAAGCAGCUGAGCAGCCCACAACAAGAAGCCCAGAGAAUCUUCAAGGCAACGGCACCAAUGGAACUAGAGGUUACCAAAGCCAAGCUGGUUGGGUUUGGCAUGGCCAUGCUGGAAAGAGUCGACCCCAACCCGGACAACUAUGUGGGGGCAGGAAUCAUCCAAACGAAGACUUUGCAGAUCGGCUGCCUUCUGCGACUGGAGCCCAACCUGCAGGCGCAGAUGUACCGCCUCACGCUGCGCACGAGCAAAGAGAGCGUCUCCAAAAGGCUUUGCGAGCUCCUCGCCGAACAAUUCUGAACUCCGCUCGUCUCCAUCCACCCCCCGCGCGUCAGUUUCUCACGCACUCAAACGCUGUCCCUCCCCUCCUCCGCCAUGCCGCCUCCUUCCUCUCUCCACGUGUCGUGCCCAUUGUCGUUUCCUCUCCCACGUUCUGGUAAAGGCCACCCCCCCCCACCCGCUUCGUCCGUACUUUCGAUUGAAAAAUCGAUUUGGAGGGAUUCCCUCCACCUCUUCCACCGCUCCCGCCCCCCACCCUCGUGUCGUGGAUUCACGCUUCCGAGAUCGUGCUGCAUUGUUGCGUGCUCCUCUGCUCACUCGCUCGCGGUCUCCCGCUCUCUCGCUAUCGCUUUGUCCACGUCAUAUGAACUCUAGAGCCGUGUAUAUCUGAUCUCCCCUUGGCUGGAGCCUUACAUCAAUUGUGAUUUAUUCUUUCCCCCCCUCCCCAUCCCAUGACCCUCCCAGGCCAAUUGUAUAACCCUCAGCCUGGAAAUCCUUUGAACACUGAACCUGACCUUAAUUUCCUACCCAAUCUUGUCCUUGCACCCAGCUCUUAAUACAUUCCACUGUUGUGAUUGGUUCCCCCAUGACAUUGGUCGACUGAAACUAAAUUUUAAACCUUCCUGAUGACUAAUCAGGUGUGAGCGUAGGGAAUGCUUGAGGCUCAGAAUUAAGCUAAAAUACGCUGCGGCUGUGACAGCGAUGGGAGGGGAGGGGGAUUUUGGCGAUUUUUUUCGUCUUGUUUGCGGGCAUUCGGGGCUCGCAGAGGUGAUGGGCCUUGGCCACUGAUACUUGGGUUACUUGAGUAAAAGCUACGCUUCUGAUUCCGAAGAAAUUUCGCACGUUAUAUUUCCGUACACCAUUUCAGACUUAUUUUUCACAUCCUCAAGAAAGUGGGGUUGUUUUUGCACAGCUCGAGGUCAUGUUCAUGUGUAGGAUGUUCCCCAGAAUAGUGGUGAUGCGAUGCUUUAAAUGCACUUAUAGUGUUACGUACACAAACUCGCAUGCACACGUGUGACAACAUUGCACGGGAGGAGUGAUUGGUAUUUAAAAGGCUCUUACGGGCGAGAGAUUAAAAGGCAACAGGAUUGGCCAAACGAGACAUGUUGAUGAUUCGUUUCCCUGUUACAUCUUUAAGAGUUUACCACUUUUCCCUCCAUACCUUCUCUUCGCAUUGUGUCGACGGGCAUGCACAACAGUCGUGGAAUUCCAAGGAAGCUAUGAAAGCAAUGACAUUGUUGAUCUCGUUAGCCGCUUAGGGAAGGGGGUUAUAUUUGUUUGGAUCUUAAUUAUUCGAACUAAACUGUUACAUUAUCAUGAUGUCUUAUACAAAUAUGCCCAGGCCGAAGGAUACAAAUUAAGUACGUUCUUCUUACUUGGGCUUAAAAUAUAUAUACAAAUACAUAUGAGAAAUCUCUCCGCGAUUAUGAAAUCCACCUUGCUAUAAGCAGAGGCAAUACCUCCUGCUUUGGCAGUAAACUAUUGGGGAAGGACUGCAAAACUGCGUCCCCACUACUGCAGUGUUAAGCUACCCCCCGGGAAUAAAAAUCUGCACCAAUUAAAAGCGGCGGGGGGGGGGGGGGGCUGUGUUUAAAAUGUAAAUUAUUAUUUUUUUGUUAUCGAGCAAUUGGCGACAAGAUCAAGAAAGUUGACUUACAGCAUCUUGUUUUGGGCUUGUUACACACCCCCCCUCCCCCCCACGUUUUACAAGCGAAGUUUCACCCUGUAGAUGUCUCUACUCGAAGUUUUUGUUUGUAAUUCAAGACGGAAAUGUCUAAUCGAGGAGUUUCACCGCCUCCCAUAGCAACAGUUUUGAAUCCCAUUACAGCGCCCCCACCCCACAUGCUUGUCAGCCAGAUCAGCAGUUUGGUGUAGCAAACGACGCGGUAAACUCUGAUGGUACCAAUCUCUAUUUAUGGUCACUGUAUUCACGCGUGAUUGAUAACAUUUUGACUUAAAAAUACCAUCUGUGGUUAUGGACCCUUUAAAAAAAAAACCUAAAUGUCCUAAUAUUUUUUUUGUUUUGCCUGCUUGUCAAUCGCUCACUAACACGUUGCGAGUGACAAGCUGUAUCAGUUGCUGCGGACAAGUUACCUUCUCCCCAUGGCGUUGGCCAGCUCAGUGGGCCUUCCUGCCCCACGCACACCCCCGGGAUAACCAGCACACAGAGAUACAACACAACCGUUUGGUCUGGGCUGGUGCACUAAUUAGUCAAAGAGUUGUUGGUCAGUGCCGCUUUGGUAACGCGUGUAUUGAUUGCUUACCCACGAACGUGAUUUUUUUUUUAAAUAAGAUUCGUGAUUGUAUAGCGUGUGAUCCUGAUGUGAGCCUGUGGACUAACUUCUAUCACUGUCGCUUCUCAAAAGCCAAUGUGGUGAAUUAAAUUCUGAAUGUCUCGCGCGCUUCAUGGUUCCAAAAAAAUGCAAUCGAUUUAAUAUAUAGGACGUCUUUUUUUAAAUGUUGACGUAGAGACCGAUGUCGUUUCACGUACCCCCCCACCCUUCAUCGCUACCUCCGCCCCAUCGCGUAAUGACACCAGAACUAUUUCGGCAAACGAGCGGCCACAACCUCGGUCUCCCUGCCCUGCACGUGGAUAAUGUUACGAACUCAUUCGUGCAUCAUUUAUAAACACCGUGGGUGGGAGUGAGUUACAGGCGGUGUUCGGUGAUGUGUCCAGAAUCCUUUUAUUAGAUAAGUGCGGGACUGAGUUGGUGGGCGUGAGUGUCUUGCGGAAAUUGUAAACUUUUUGGAUACGUGAAUCACAGACCAUGUUCAUCGAACUCGUCCGUGAAUGAGCCGAACUUCAACCACUGCCACUUUCGAAACACGACCACACCAUCAUACAUGCGUUGGCACAUGUAUGUAUAAAGUACACAAGCACAUGUGAUAUUAAAAGGUAUGGCAUGUAAUCUAUCGGAACACAUGUACAAUUCAGGAUGUUUAAUGCUUAUAUAUUAUGUGUGUACUGUAUACAUAAGCCUACUAAUAGUAUACGGUUAUAUGUGAUGUAUAUUUGAGGAUUGGAUACAUUUCCAAGCACUGCCCGUACACAAAAAAAUAUAAAACAUGUAUACUGUUAAUAUAAUGUGCGUGUAGAUGGUCAUAUGAUGUGUAAAAGUAAUUGAUCACAUACCUGACUGAUCCGAGUGGGGCUCAUCCGGUGGUGGUGGUGGUGAUCCUCAGCCAGUUGUCGGGAUAAGGGCAUUUAACUUAUGGUACAGAGCGACUUCUGAUUCAAAACCACGUUCGCACUUCCGCUGGUGUGCCAAAACAUUUGUUUAACAUCAACGAGCGAGGCGUUUUACCGAUCACGGAUGGGCGAGGAGUGAUUUCAGCUAGGAGGGGACUUUUUUUCUUCCAAACCUAUGUGGUUUUUACGAUUGAGAACCCCACAGCAGAACUCGUUUGAGAUGCGCCACCUGCUCGCUUGUACAGCAGUACCCCGAUUUACGGCGUCUCGCAACUACGUCGUCGCUUGAUGAUUCACACCACCGCUACCUGAUUUGCGUCGCCUCAACCUCGCACCAAACUCGCGUCGCUGACAGCAGCAGCAUCAUCAUCCGUCCUCUCUCCUAUCCCGUCGCCUCUCAGCCUUCGCCUCCACCACCCACCUACUACACACCCUUCGAUUUGACGUCGUUUCGAUAUCCGUCGUCGCACCUAUUUCAGGAAACGCACCCCCGACGUGAACCGGGGCAUUGCCGUAGGCGACAUUGUUCCGGAAUGCCACUCGCCCGUCUACGCACACAUUCAUUACGGACGCGGCGGGGUGCCGACCCAACGAUGAGCGUGCCCACGCGAAAUCUAUCGUUGGUCUCCCGUGUGAUCCAGAUGGGAUGUCCCCGCCAGGUCGGAUCUGACUUUGUUGUUGUGUUUCAUGGCCAUUGUGAAUCCCGUCGCGUGUGACGAUGCCCCCCCCCCCUUCCACCGAUUUGCUGUCCGGCUCUCGAGUUUCUGUGAAAGUGAGGAUCCGUGGUGUUGAGCAACUUCAACGCUGUCGUUUAUGCUGUCGUGGUUUUUCUUUGGUGGUGGAGGGGGGGUCGUGGCGGCGGUGUGAAAAACAACUCUUGGUUGAUUUUUGUCUUCCCUAUCCUUACAACCCAGUCCUCCCUCACCAUGGUGAUUAAAUUAUGUGAUUCAAGGGUUAUUACGGACUAUAUUUAAAGCGGCUCAACACAAGUUGCAUGGUUCUGCAGGUGUGUGAUAUCGUGUGGUGUGGCUUCAGUCUCGUGGACGUCGUUUGUAUGUCAGUGAACAUGUGAAAAAUGUAUCCAGGUGUAUACGUAAUGUACGUGUGUAGUUUAAUUGUACGCAGCUAUGCGCAUGGUUACGUGUGUGUGGGAUGUGUGGUGUGUACGGGUUCCUAUGCACGGAUGCGCACGUGUAUAGGACGGGUGUGUGCUCAUGUGCGGUGGGACGGUUGCGUAGUGGUUAGCGCACUGCGCUACGACCCCGGCGUCCAGAGUUGGAUUCCCGCUCACAGCCACCAACAAGCAGGUGACGAUUAUCUGAAUUGUUGCCGGGCCCUCCCCUAAGUCGAAUCCGCCUCGCGAGUACUUGGUGCGGUGUGCAGUAAACAUCGCCACCGGGGAGACAAAGACGGUCGGGCGUAAGAUUGUUGGCCACCCACCUCGUGUGCCGUGUCGGCCGCCUUCACUGGGACUCGCCAACAGCAUUUCCCUGGGCCGUCUGUUCAAGGCUUUACGGGGUGGGUGGGGGGAUAUCCGUGCAAAUGUCUGGUGACCCGUAAUCGAUAGAUGUGCGCACAUGUACACGCGUUUUAUCAGGGUGCUGCUCAAAGGAUUCUAAUUGUUUUCUCAAAUUCACCCCCCCCCCCUCCUGCAUUCAUUCAUUUGCCUGUUAACCUGAAGCCACUGCGACCUUAACAAUCGCUCAAUAUUUAACAGGUUGCUCAACGGAGUUGGACAAAUGCAUCGCAGUCAAUGCACAUAGUCCUAGUAGGCCAGUGUCCUUCACUGCAAGGUCCGCGGGCCACUGUCGGUCCCUGGUGGCCUUUAGUGCGGCCCCCGACAAUACAGCAAUGUCAAAACACCACCCCAUCAUCAGCGUGCUACUGUCAAACCAAACAAUGGUUUCAAAUGUGUGGCGAACCUCCUCGCACUGACGAUGUCUUAUCGGCGCAAGUGGCCUAAACCUCUGACAAUUGUGAAGAACGCUGAUUUCUAUGAACUGGUCUUGGGUCGCCUCGAGGCUGACUCAAACUCACGAGAACCUGGUGCAAUGUGUAAACAUUGCCACGAGGGAGACAAAGGCGGUCGGGCGUGGUGCUAUCCACCCACCCCCCGUGUGCCGUGCCGGCAUUCACAACCUUGCAGUUGAGACACCCAGAUAAGAGGAGGUGGUGGAGGUCGCGGUUAUAUUCGCAGAUUUGGAGUUACAUUUUUAUCAGCUGUUGACUUUUACACCAAAGAUAAGAAAUUGAGAGGCGGGGAGACUAGAGGCCCAAAAAGACGGAAACUUUGCCCCAUAUGCUGCAUACUGAGUGGCUGCAUACUAAGUGGCAGCACCCUGUGUGAGUGUUUUUGCUGGCGUGUGGGUUAUGUAUGGUGCGUGUACACGUGACCACGCGUGGUGCACGCAGUGACUGCGCCCCCAGUAGCCAGCGCUUGGUAGCACAACGUGAAAUCUAUGAUAUCGUACAAACUAAGCAACCGUUAAACCCGCCCCCACCCAACACGGCCAAUUAGUAAGGUUUGUCACGUAAACAAAAUAUGCCAAUUCGUUACUAGUUCAGCGCGCAGGUGUGUUGGAGAGCAAACCCACAACAUUUACAAUUCGAGUUCGCCGUUUUGCCAGUAAUUGCAACUAGCAUCAUCAGGCGGCAUGAUUUACUAAUUGGCUGUGUGGGAUGAUGGCGGGUUUAACAAUACAUUUAUGCGAUCUAACCCAAAAAACCUCUUAUGGAUAACCGGGCUUUCGCGACCAAUAUUAAACCAACGUUUGCUUUAUUGCAUGCACGGCCUUGUGCAAUAUGAACAUCUUUCGUCUGCAUUGCUUUCUAGGUAUCGAUUUCAAUGUACUGCAUUGUCCCUAUUUAAAACGAUCCAAAUCGUAGUGUUAACCGUUAACCCAAUGGAAAUUGCUUAAAUGUGUUUCUGUUUAAAAGUGAAUGUAUGGUUUCACGCGGAGAACAGACGGAUCGCUUGAGUUCUCUUUUAAGCGAAUCGGGAAUCGUCUUAGUGAAAUUGGGGCUUGAAAAAAUGUGCGGCUGAUGAUUCACAACAUUUCUGGAACUACAGAUAUCGCACACGCACGUCAUCGUUCAAAUAAUGCACAUGAACUCGGCAUUACAAAAACUGUAAAAAAAAACACAAUCUUGUUAUUUUCACUCUGUACUUCAACGUUGUUAGCGAUGUUUACUGCAUGGGUUCGGAACUAAUUAAGGAUUAAAAAGUUGCAGUGUUGAUAAUUUCCCGUGUUUAUCUUUAUAAACACGUGAAUGUCGAUCGCGUUUCAUGUAUGGCACACAAUGCUCAAUAUAAGAAACCAGGUUCAUCUAGUGUCUGGGUUAAACCGUAAAAACAAAUUGAACCAAUGUAAAGUUUCGAGAAGGAGCCUUUGACCAAACUCACUCGGAAUGUGCACAGCUCUUGUCAAAUCUCGGAAGCUAAGCGGAGAUGACCCUGGAUCGUUGUGUAUCGGCUUGCAGCAUGCACGACGGAUUGUAGAAAGCUGGGCCCCAACAAAGGGCAGAGCAGCAGAAUCCAUUGUUGUACCAUGUACCCGUCCCCGCCUGUUUGCUGCCCACCUUCACCAAGCUGCGUGACGUAAUGGCCAAGUGACCCCCACGAUCACCCGCACCACGGAGUGGCCUCGCCCAGCAGUGUUUGGAGAAGGAAUGCCCUUUGUGGGAUGUGCAUUAAGUUCGCCCUGAGCAGUCCUCCUGGGUGAAAACUCGACCCCAAAGCUAAACAACCCCCCCCCCCCCAUAGCAAUACGGGCUUUCAUUGGUAGAUUUCAAGUAAAAAAAUCACUUUUUGGACGCAUGGAGAUUUUACCGUACAGCAAUCGGUGAAAGCCGAAUACGUAUGUUUACAUUUAUUUGAAAGGAAUACGUGAAAACGAAAUCUAACCUUGACGAGCCUCUCAAUGAGGACGCCUUUGCAAAGUGCGAAUCCGACACGUGGUCACUGUGACCGCUGCACACCAGUAGGCGGUGCACCACUGCAGCCCGGCCACGUGGCCCGUCUUCACGCUGGUGAUGUCAUCGUCAAUCGUGAAGCCACCGCAUUCCAUUGGCUGCAUGACCACACUGGUUAGCGGGGUGGGACGUGCUUUGUCACUGGCAGAGCCAGUGGGGGGGUGGCACGUGCCCCCCCAAUGAUCCGAUCGAAAUCCCUAAUUUCGAUCGGAUCAUUGGGGUUUAUUAGUAAUACAUAGGCAUUUGCGACCCCCACUGCCACUGUGUAGCAUAUUAUCAUGUGCCAGGGACUCGAUGAGAUGAUAGGACAAUAGUCUGAGUCCAUAAUUGGCAAUAAGUAACGGCAAAGCGGUGAAAAGUGACUCAGAAUUGUGCGCAGUUGUGUAUACAGGACACGACUUCCCUGAAGGCAUUCACUUUCAGCGAGUGCGAUGCCGAUCACACGACGCGGUUCGAAUUCGACCCUCGAUCGAUGGCUGCGCCAUCGCCGCACACGCGUCGAAUAAAAAGCAAGGGACAAGUCCUUACUUACUCACAACUCUUAUCAUUUCUCGUUGGUGGAGGGGUUGCCCCCCCCCCUACCUGAAAAUCCUGGCUCCGCCAUUGUACUUUGUAGCGAUAGCUUUUCGCUGGUCACCAUAUAUACGGGGUGGUCCAAAAUUAAGGCCGCAGGGUUAUUAGGUUUAUUUUAACACUGGCAUUAAAAUGUUUUAACUGUUCAAUGCGUUCAAUUUGCGUGCUGAGUAAAUAGUAUACACGCUCCCUUUUAAAAGUUGUAAUUAAUUUUAAAACUGUAUUAUCCAUUCUUAAAAUCGUAUAUUAUAAAUGUGUUUUUCACAUAUAUUCCAUGCAAUCGUACAUAUGACACCCCUUUACAGACCAACGCUGCUAAUUUAUUAUGCACACUAGCAAUUGCACUGGUCAUAAAUAAAAAAAUAUAUAUAUAUUUACCUUACCUUUUCCCCCAUCCAAAAGACGUCGGUGGAUACAAGAUAUACAGUUACAUGGAUACCGGCCAGAGCCGUGGCCGCAUUGAUCCUCAGCACUGGCCAGACAGACGACAAAACGCAGGAGCUGUUCAUUGUCGCAUUGUGAAUGCAACGACUCAAUCGCAGAAGCCCAUCCCAUUUGGCAAAUAAAGUGAUGAUGACAACAAAUGGAGGUGGCCAGGUUGGCUCGGAGCUUUGAGCUGCCACCAGCUGCGAUUCUGGGUUUUCAUGUUUUUUUUCUAGCGAGUUAUUGAUCGGUCUUAGCUCAGGCAUCAAUAACUGCUUUUACCCAACUUUUACCCAACACUGACUACGAUUGGCAUAAAGUCUGGGGAAAGAUCUCUUUGUGAAAGUAACAUAACGUGCCACGUUGUAAUGCGUUUAAUCGGAUCACCGUGCAUGAUUUCUGCAACGUGAUCUUUCAAUGUUGUACUUCAGUAUCAUGUAAACACGCCGUCCGUUUUUGUUAGCUCAUUAUGAGAUGCGGGCAAGUGUAGAUUAUUACGGCGCACAAUCAUUGUCGUCUUAAACAUCUUAAGCCUUUGAUCGUCUUUGAUUCGUACUAAAGCAGCGCACAACGCAUGAUGUGUUAGAAGGAUUCCGAUAAGCGACACACUUUUCCGAGACACCUACUUUUAUUUACUUAAAUAUUACUUCAUCGUUUUUAUGAUUAAUAAUACAAUCAUGUUCUGGAUUCACACCCCCCCUCCCCCCACUUUAUUAAAACCUCGUACCUCCCACUACAUCUGAACCCAAUGAGGAGGAGAGUAUUCCUAACGAGUCAAGCCGCGUUGUCUUUUUUUUUUACUUUUAAAGAGCCGAUCGCACACUCUUCACUUUUGUUCUGCCGUCAAAACCGCAUUGGCAUUUUGUUUUGACAUUUAAAGAACUCGCUGUAAGGUCAAAGCAUCUCAAGCGCAAAGAUGAUUUCUGCAACUUUGUUUUCUCCAUCCUGAUUACUUUUAAAAUAAGUUAUAGACUUUAUUUUCCGAAAAGGGUGCUUAGAAGCGUUAUCACUUAAUCCGAUUCUAUAGCUUAUAGUGUAACUUAUCAAAGGGGAUACAUUUGAGGGAUCUAAAAUAUAUAUAUUGAUUUGGUAUACUGCACAUGCGUUUUAAGUGACACAUGCGGCAAACACUUUAACCUCUGCUCGCUCACACAACAAGAAACACAUCAACUUCCAAUUUCAAAGAUGUGAACUUAAUUUUAAUAACUAAAAAGUGGCAACAUUGAGCAACCCAAACUGAACGAGGGGCAACGGCUUCUCCAACAUGAAAUCGAACCAUCGUUAGACACCGCGAUUCAAUCUCCCUUCGGCUCUACCAGGUUAGAAUUAAGGCGGUGUCAUUAAAUAUCUUUUAUCAAAUGGGACUGCAUCUCAUGGGGUUUUUUAAAUAUAUAAUUUCUGUAAUGGAAUUAUUUCCCCCCCCCCCCAUCCACAGUGUACAAUGUCGUUAUCCAGUAGCUACACGAUACUCUGUAGAUUGGAUGUAUAAAAAAUAGUUGUGAUCUUAUUGUUAUUUGGGUGUUUUUCGUGAAAUCAGCCUGUAUGCUAAAUUACGUUGUGUAUAACUACCAUAAAUAAAUCGUUAUACGUAUAUGUGCGUGCAAUGAGCUAUA
This is a messenger RNA of Lethenteron reissneri (Far Eastern brook lamprey), 12986 nucleotides long. RefSeq names its product AP-2 complex subunit alpha-2-like. The record is from RefSeq and is a predicted model, not a curated record. Gene Ontology annotation, biological process: clathrin-dependent endocytosis; intracellular protein transport. Gene Ontology annotation, cellular component: AP-2 adaptor complex; membrane coat. Gene Ontology annotation, molecular function: clathrin-cargo adaptor activity. Lineage: Eukaryota; Metazoa; Chordata; Hyperoartia; Petromyzontiformes; Petromyzontidae.